Penicillium taxi is the source of this 663-nucleotide messenger RNA. Its product is annotated as GNAT family N-acetyltransferase. The transcript has a single exon. The record is from RefSeq and is a predicted model, not a curated record. Gene Ontology annotation, molecular function: acyltransferase activity, transferring groups other than amino-acyl groups. Bases 1 to 663 code for a protein of 220 amino acids. Lineage: Eukaryota; Fungi; Ascomycota; Eurotiomycetes; Eurotiales; Aspergillaceae.
AUGGUAGCCCAAUACACCUACUCAUACUUCCGCGUCUCCAAGACAGACGACGUUCAAACGUCUGCACGCAAAUACCGAGAUCUACGUCUCCAGGCACUCAAAGUCUCCCCAGAAUCAUUCUCAUCCACCUACGAGAUUGAAUCAGCAUUCACAGAAGAAGAAUGGAUCUCCCGUUUGACUGUUGAAAACCGUGAAGUCUUCAUCUGCAGCGCGCAGCCUUUAGACGGCUCAGCCACAGAAUGGAUCGCUCAAGUCACUGUCUGCGGCCCCAUGUCCGAGGCCGACUUUACUCUGCCCAUUGAAUCUGAACAGCCAGCUCAAAAGUCCGAUGAAGAAGAAGAGCGCUGGCAGAUGCUGAGUCUAUUCGCUCUCCUCUCCCACCGCGGCAACGGACUUGGAGGCAAGUUAUGCCAAGAGGCACUCAACUAUCUCCGGACCUUGCGCUCGUCACCCCCAGGCGUGCAAGUUCGCCUUAUCGUGAAAGCUGGAAAUGAUAUUACAAUCAAUCUAUAUAAGCGUCUUGGAUUUGUUGAUGCCGGGAGGGCCACACUUGCCGAGGCUCUUAUUGCGAAUGGAGAUUCGCACCUUUUACCGGAGGAUAUCAGCAUUCCGAAGUUUUCCAAUCGCUUUGGAAUCAUUAUGCUUAUCCGCUUAACACGCUGA